GGCGCUUAUCGUUUGACUCGCCAGUGCAGCUUGUCUAGCAAAAGCGAUCUUGUGUUUGCACUGAAGUUGGGGUCGGGAAAUUGGUUCCAGCCAAGAAAUGAGUGUGAUAGACCGUGUAGAGUCUGCAAAACAUAUUUUAGCAGGAUCACCGAUUGGACGGGCUAUUGCCAAAGCCACUAGUCGGGAGAUUAUUGGACCAAAGAAGAAGCAUGUUGAUUAUUUACUGCAAUCCAUCAACUUCGAAAAUGUCAAUAUCCCCAACAUGGUUGACAUGUUGUUCGAACGGACUCAGAAUUCAAGCUGGAUUGUCACCUUCAAAGGUCUGAUUGUUUUCCACCAUCUUAUGUCCUCUGGCAAUGAGAGGUUCAUCCAAUGUUUGGCAUCACGAUCUGCUACGUGGAUGCUUCAGAGUUUUCUUGACAAGAGUGGUGUUCAGGGAUAUGAUAUGUCACAUGUUAUUCGUCGCUACUCGCAUUUUCUCAGCGAAAAAGCUUUUAUUUACCGCACGAUGGGUUACGAUUUCUGUAGAAUUCCUCGAGGGAAAGAAAAUGGUGUGCUUAGAAAUAUGGAAACGACAAAACUCCUGAAAGCUCUCCCUGAAAUUCAAAGACAAUUGGAUGCGCUGCUGAGCACAGAGUUCACAGGAAACGACAUGACAAAUGGCGUCAUCACCGCAGCUUUCAUGCUCUUAUUUAAGGAUCUUAUUCGACUGUUUGCAGGAUACAACGAUGGCAUUAUUAAUCUUCUAGAACAAUACUUUGACAUGAAAAAGCCAGACUGCAAAGCAUCUUUAGAUAUCUACAAAAAGUUUGUUAAUAGAAUGGAAAGAGUGUCUGCAUUUCUAAGAGUGGCAGAAGAUGUUGGUAUUGAUCGAGGGGACAUUCCGGAUCUGACGCAAGCACCAAGCAGUUUGUUAGCGGCAUUGGAGAAUCACUACCUGUCUUUAGAAAAGGGGAAGACAUACACCCCGCCAUCAAAGCCGGUUACAUUGCCGUCUUUCACAGUAUCAGCAAAUGCAGAAAAGAGCGUGAAUCCUUUUGGAAAGGACACUUUUGAUGCUGCAGAUGGUGAGACUGAUGAUGUUCUAGAGCAAGAAAGAAAAGCUUUGGAGGAGUUCCAGCGGAAAAAGCAGUCCCAACAUGUACAACAAGCUCAAUUCUCGAACCAGGCAGCCCCUCCUGCUAUUGUCCCGCCAGCAAGCCAACCGCGGAACCAUCGUCAGGCCCAGCCAGCAGCCCCGGUUCAAAAAGAACUUCUGCUGAAUCAAGCAGCCCAAGUAUCGUCCCCACCAGCGUCAGCAGCGAAUGACUUGUUGCAAUUGAAUACUAAUUUAUUUGGAGAUAGUUUUCAGACAGGUAUGACCCGAAGCUCAACAUUUCCUCUUGAUGAUCAAAAACAGGGCGAUUCAUGGUCAUCGCCAAAUGAUUCCUGGGGACAACAACCUGGAGCAACUGGAAGCAAUCCAUUCAACACAACCAAUAACAACACUGCAUUUGCACCUGCUUUUCAAGCAACCUCUGGGCAAAAUGGAGAUACCCUUCUUGGAGACUUGCUUACCCCAGAGCCAGCAGCUGGGGCCCAACCAAUGUCGCAACAAACUCAGCCAUUAAAUGAUAGCGACACAAAGGAUUUGUCAUCAGUCCUUGCCCGUGCAGCAAAGUCAUUAGACGAUCUGUCAUUCAACCCAAAUAUGCAAAGAGUUUCGACACAAAAAGGAAAACAUCAGUGGAAACCACAACAGCCACAAGUGAAAACUGGGGGUGCCCACUAUCAAGGAGUUUCAGUUGCAAAAAACACCUUACCUCCUGCUUCACAGCCAGGCUGGGGGCAAACAAAUCCAUCAGUGGGUAUGCAGUCAUUUCCGGGGCAGGCUCCAAUGGGAAUGUAUACCCAGUAUGGUCAGCAACCCGGUAUGAUGCCCAGUGGAGUAGGGAUGUUUCCUAUGCAGACUGCAGUACCACACAUGAAUGCUCCAAUUGCCAGUCAAGAUCCGUUUGGGCCAGUUCCAGGUAGCCAGGUUCGCUUCUAAUUUUGAUGAUAUCCCAAUUGCACUGUUUGGAAUUUCUGACAAGGUACAAUAAAAUCAGAAAUAUUUGUGAUUAAAAUAUUUGUAUGCAACCUCUUUUGGAAAUCUCGUUGGCUACUCAGUAUUUGGCAAAAUUUGAACAUUGAUAAUGUGGAUCAUCAGAAAUACUGGGACAAUAUUAAUUUUUUCAUGAGUUAAUGACUGAUGGGAUAAAAUGUAUCACAAUUUUUGUAAUAUAGCUAAUUUAGUGACAUUAAUUUUUCAAUCAUUGAGUUAAAAUCUUGGAGUAGAACUGUAAAAAGAUGGCUAAAAUAGACAACAAUUCUUUGA
This is a messenger RNA of Rhopilema esculentum, 2356 nucleotides long. Its product is annotated as phosphatidylinositol-binding clathrin assembly protein. Gene Ontology annotation, cellular component: clathrin-coated pit; clathrin-coated vesicle; synaptic vesicle. Gene Ontology annotation, biological process: clathrin-dependent endocytosis; synaptic vesicle budding from presynaptic endocytic zone membrane; clathrin coat assembly. Lineage: Eukaryota; Metazoa; Cnidaria; Scyphozoa; Rhizostomeae; Rhizostomatidae. The record is from RefSeq and is a predicted model, not a curated record. Gene Ontology annotation, molecular function: 1-phosphatidylinositol binding; SNARE binding; phosphatidylinositol-4,5-bisphosphate binding.